AUGAGCAGCUCGAACGAAUCAACGCAAACAGCGCACACAGCGCACACACACGCGCGGCGUGCUAAGGUUCCGCUGCCAGGCAUAGCGAGGACAGCGUACGAUCUACGCAAGCCGCAAUCAGCAUUAUCAGCAUCAGCAUCUCUAACAAACCAACCACACCACUCCCAAUACCAAUCAGAUGGAUUCAUCGGGCGCGGCACACCUCCACGAGGACCUCCGAAGCAGUCACUCCCAGUGCGUACGUCGAAGCUAUCCCAAAAACACGUAUUCCUGCCGGGGGAGAUACAGACGCGAGCGUUGCCGUACGAGAGUGAGAGGGGAGAGAGUACAUCCGGCAGCCACAUGCACCGCCCACCCACAGCGCACGAACAGCAACAAGAAGAAGAAGAAGAGCGAACGUCGGCGCGGUUCAGGCUGGCUGAGCGAAUGGGGAAGGAGGAGCGAGAGCGAGCGUCGCACAAUCGUCUCACCGCAUACGCCGUGGGGGAGCGGUACAAGAUGCGCAGUCUAGCGGCAUACAGCAAGCGGGAGCACAAUGCAUGGGCGAGGCAGUACGAUGAGGCUAUCUACACAGUCUACCAUCGUCCCUUGCUUCCAGGAUACAGCGCAGCUUCGUGUAUUCGUUCAAGCAACCCCUCCCGUAGCCCAGGCGGGGGCAGCAUUAUCGAUAUGUACGAGGAAGCAGACGAGCUACCCCAGCUAGCAGAGAUGGAUCAUAGCCACCAGCGCCCCUUCGACGACGUCGCUAAUAGUCCCCCUAGGAUUGACGACGAUGGAUUUAUUCGCGAGGGUGGUGGCGUUGCUGGCAGUGUGGACGAGAGCGGGAAUGGUAGUGCGAGUGUUGCAGCUAUUCCAGAAAGCAACACGGACGAACCUCGCGACGAUGCCGAUGUGCAGAGCACUGAGUCGAGAAGGCAGACACAGACAAAGACUCAGAAAGAGAAAGCGAAACCGAAACGGAAAUGGAAGACGCAGCUGGAAAGUGUGAAUGAUACGGUAGCGGAGGUGAUACAUUUUGACUAUGGAGUUUCAGUAUUUUACAACAUGACAGAAAGUCAAGAGCGGGAUAUAUUGCAAGACAUGGUGAAUGCCGGUGUAGUAGUCCGACCUCUGCACCCAGAUAGUCGGGAGAUGGAGCAAUGUCACUAUGGUCAAGACAGUAACAUACCAUCGUCGAGGAUAUUGAACGAUUUCUUCACUCUCAAGACUAAUUCGCACUAUUUGAAGCUGUCAUUGGCACAUGCUCUAGCGCAGUCGACGAAAUUGUCUGCGUUUGAAGAAUUGACGCUGGGAGUACUAGAUAGUGCAUCGACUAUACCUAAGGAACUGGCAGCGACAGGGACAUUAGCACUCGAUCGUCGACAGGCUAUACGACUGACAGGAAAGCUAUUCAAAUUGCGUGUGGAUGUUAAUCUGGUGAGUAAUGUGCUCGAUGUACCUGAGCUAUUCUGGUCAGAAGCUGGACUCAAAGCGCUAUACGAUGCGGGGAGGGAUUAUUUCGAAAUAGGAGCGCGGGUACAGACACUGAAUGAGCGGUUAGCGGUUGCGGGAGAUUUGUUAGACAUCAUUCACGAACACGUCAAUGAGCAGGGAAUGAGCAGGAUAACGAUAAUAAUCAUAUGGCUGAUUGUUAUCGCGUGUUUGGUGGCAGUGGGAGAGGUGGGAGCUAGGUUGGCACUGCACGCGCUUAGGCCGGGGAGUGUGACGAUGGUGGAAGGGGGAAUGAGGCGUUUGAUGCGUACGAAUAAGAGGGAUUUGUGGUUUGAUGGUGGUGACGAUGGUGCUGGCGGCGACGGCACCGGAACAAUCAUCUUAAGUACUCAGAGCCCAGCACCUACUUUCGCUUCUCCAGAUGCAGCGACGGACGGUAGAACUACGAUGAUUGGUGGGGGCGUCAGCAGCUUAUCGAUACAGAGCGGUGUUAGCAGUGCUAGUAGCGCUAGUAGUGUUAGCAGUGUUAGCAGCGUUAGCAGCGUUAGUUCUCAGAGCACACAGAGUUCUAUCAGCUCACAGUCAUUGGAUUCGUCGCAGUCAUCGCAGUCAUCGCAGUCUACGCAUUCUCUACAAUCAUCACAGUCAUUACAGUCAUCCCUCUCCUCCCUCUCCUCUUCCUCUUCCCUCUUCUCCGCCUCUCCAUCCGCGACUCUCAGCGACUCGGACAGCAGCAACGACAGAGCGUGGAUUGCUGGUCCUAUUGUCGGUUCUAUCGUCGGCGCACUCGCACUCCUCGGCCUCCUACUCUUCCUCCUCACUCGCAAGCGCAACAAGCAGCGUGCCUUGAGUGGUAAACAAGCCCAAGAGGCGGCGUUGGCGAGUGGUGGGAGUGCUGGUGGUGGUGGUGUAGCUACAGAUGGUGAUGCUACAAAUGGUGCAGCUACAGAUGGUGCUGCUGCAGGUAACACCACAAACAACUCUAACAUGCUCGGCGUAGGCGCAGGAGCAGCAGGUGCAGCAGGUGCAGGCGCCAUCGCAGCAGCCUCAAGCAGACGCUCUUUUACACCCUCUUCCCACUCUCACUCCCGACGCGACUCUCUCCUCGCUCGGUCCAACAGCGAUAGAUCCAUGUUCCGCCCACAUUCGGAACACUCAUUCGGGGCAUGGGAACAGCAAUCGAGGAGUAGCCACGAUAUACUCGCACCACCACCACCACCUAAUAAUGGACAAUCUAAUAAUACUAAUAGACACUCUGUCGCCUCCCCAUUAGACGAACUCGCCAGCCUCGUAGCCCCAGAGCCGCAUAUGCAGUUCCAGCAUAUCUUGCGUCUCCUCAACACAAACGUUGACGGUAAGAGAAAGAUCCAGUACGCAAUGACCGAAAUCAAGGGUGUUGGUCCACGCUACGCCAACGUCGUCAUCAAGAAGGCUGAUGUCGACCUCUUCAAGCGCGCCGGUGAGCUCAACUCUGAUGAGCUUGAGAGAAUCGUCAGCAUCUUGCAGAACCCAACCGCUUUCAAGAUCCCUGCUUGGCUUCUUAACCGUCGCAAGGACGUCAGCGACGGUAAGAACCACCAAGUCGUUUCUAACCAAGUCGACUCCAAGUUGCGUGAUGACCUUGAGCGUCUCAAGAAGAUCCGUGCCCACAGAGGUCUCAGACACUUCUGGGGUAUCCGUGUUCGCGGUCAGCACACCAAGACCACCGGUCGUAGAGGAAAGACUGUCGGUGUCUCCAAGAAGAAGGGCGGUUAA
Wallemia ichthyophaga EXF-994 is the source of this 3186-nucleotide messenger RNA. RefSeq names its product 40S ribosomal protein S18. The record is from RefSeq and is a predicted model, not a curated record. The coding region runs from base 1 to 3186 and encodes 1061 amino acids. Gene Ontology annotation, molecular function: RNA binding; structural constituent of ribosome. Gene Ontology annotation, cellular component: ribosome. NCBI's taxonomy places the organism in Eukaryota, Fungi, Basidiomycota, Wallemiomycetes, Wallemiales, Wallemiaceae. Gene Ontology annotation, biological process: translation. The transcript is spliced from 6 exons.